This is a messenger RNA of Lampris incognitus (smalleye Pacific opah), 3748 nucleotides long. It is a transcript of the gene usp6nl, whose product is annotated as USP6 N-terminal like. The transcript has 14 exons. The record is from RefSeq and is a predicted model, not a curated record. NCBI's taxonomy places the organism in Eukaryota, Metazoa, Chordata, Actinopteri, Lampriformes, Lampridae. Bases 59 to 2833 code for a protein of 924 amino acids.
GGUGAGUGGUUCAGGUUGUUCAGGUUAUGCCUUCAUGUGUUAGACCAGGCUGUCACCAAUGCGGACUAAGACUCCAACCUGCCAAGAGGAUCCACUUAACAACUUGAAAAGAGCGUCUGAUAAGGAGCAGGAUGCAGCAGUGAAGCUUGAGCAAGAGCGGGCCGAGAUAGUUGCCAAAUAUGACAAGGGUAAGGAGGCCAUUGUGGAACCCUGGGAGGACACCAACUUCCACCUGUACAAAGUUAUCGACCGCUUCGGCUUCCUCCAUGAGAAAGAGCUUCCAUCCUACGACUCGGUGGAAGAGAAGCAAAAACACACGGAAGUGGAGAGGACCACCAAAUGGCUGAAGAUGCUGAAGAGCUGGGACAAAUACAAGAACAGUGAAAAGCUAGUGCGGAGGAUCUAUAAGGGGAUUCCCCUGCAGCUCCGAGGUGAGGUGUGGUGUCUGCUCCUCGACGUUCCCAAAAUAAAGGAGGAGAAGAAAGACUUCUACGAGAAACUCAAGAUCAGAGCGAGAGGCCUGUCUCCUGACAUCCGGCAGAUUGAUCUGGAUGUGAACAGAACCUACCGGGACCACAUUAUGUUCAUGCACCGCUACGAUGUCAAGCAGCAGGCUCUCUUCCACGUCCUCACGGCCUACUCCAUGUACAACACGGAGGUGGGCUACUGUCAGGGUAUGAGUCAGAUAACGGCCCUGCUGCUGAUCUACAUGAAUGAGGAGGACGCCUUCUGGGCCUUGGUCAAACUACUGUCUGGACAGAAGCACGCCAUGCAUGGGUUUUUCGUCCCCGGCUUUCCAAAGCUGAUGCGUUUCCAGGAGCACCACGACCGUAUCCUCAAGAAGAUGCUGCCUAAACUGAAACAGCACCUGGACAACCAAGAGGUGUUCACCAGUCUCUACACCAUGAAGUGGUUCUUCCAGUGCUUCCUGGACAGGACACCGUUCACGUUGACCCUAAGGAUCUGGGACAUCUACAUCUUGGAGGGGGAAAGAGUCCUUACUGCCAUGUCCUACACUGUCCUCAGACUGCACAAAAAGCAUCUAAUGAAGUUGUCGAUGGAGGAGCUGGUGGAGUUUUUGCAGGUGUCUUUGUCUAAAGACUUCUUCUUGGAGGAUGACUUUGUGAUUGAGCAGCUACAGCACUCCAUGACAGAGCUAAGGAGGGCAAAGUUGGAGUUACCCGCACCAGGUAAAGACGACGAGUUUCCGAAGAAGCCUCUAGGGCAGCUUCCUCCUGAGCUGGCGGCUGGAGUGGCGAACCACGUAGCAAACGGUCAAAGCCACACUCAGCCAGCUGAGUCUCCGGCAGACCCCAGCCCCAUACCGGACCACCAGCGAGCCAGCAGGCCAUCCAGCUGGGCCCGCAGGGACUCCCUGGACAAGCCGGUCCGCCAACUCAAGGCUGAGAAGAGGGAUGCCCGCUCCAAGGGAUCAGGGGAGAUUCCCACCGAACAACGAAAGCAGCCCACCCCGUUGGCUUCUGCCAUCACCACUCCUGAGAGGGUAGUAACGCCAUCCCCUAUGACAGCUGCCCCUGCACUCCCAUUGAAGCCGGGCUCAGUAAUAGCAGAGUCGGGGAGGUCUCAGAGCCAUGCCACGGCAAACCACAAUUCCAACGCAGCCUCAAGCUCACGCAGGGACAUUGCACCGCGCUGGGUCAAGCCAUCUGAGAUCAAGCUUGAGGCAGCCAAGGCAGCAGCAGCCCGUGAGACUCAGCUGAGCCGAGGGGCAUCGCCAGCCCCCUCCAGCCCAGAUGACACCAUGCUGCCCCACCGUCGGCCCCGCUCCAGAGGCUUCAUCCCUGGCUCCAACCGAGGCUCCAACGCCUCCCAGUACGACAACGUUCCAGGGCUGCAGGAACCAGAAUUGGAAGUCCUGGAGCUCGAGAGGCCUCCGUCCAGAAUAAGGAUCCCACGCAGCGAAACCCCGUUCAGCACAUCACCCCUCCAGCAGGGUAGUCCAAGCCGCACACCCAGCCUGGCAGGGAGUGGAGUUGCCAUGACGACAGGACUCAGAUUAGCUAAACACCACGUGCCGCCUCCACUUUCCCUCAACACUCCAGCCGGGGCCCAUCCGAACUACUCCUCUGGCCUGGGUCACUACCACACUCCCCCCCAGCAGUACUCCCCAAGCAAGCCUGCCAUGGUUCCCCUCAUCCAUCCCGCCUACAGCAUUAACAUGGAUCACAGGGCGGAGGACCGAAUUUACACACAUCCCUCCCACGCCCCCCCGUCUGCAAACCUGGCAUACGGGGACAGGGCGUGCGCCACUGCCCAGCGGCAGCCCAACAGCAUCUCGCCGGAGAAAGUGCUGAUGAACAACUCCUACGCUACCUAUCGCAGGCAGCUUCCCAGCUCCGCCCAUGUCCCCCGCCAUGCCGGACCUGCCCCAGAACGCCCCCUGCAGCUGGAAAACCCCGGGAGCGCCACGCCCAUCUACCUGCGCCAGCCAACUCGGCUCAACUCCCCCUCCCAGCUCUACUCCACUGUAGACUACAGGGCGGAGAGGCAUAGAAGAAGAGAGCAGAACCCGCGCUAUCUGCCUGAGGGGGCGGUGGGGCGGCCCAUAGAUGGACAGCUGUGGGAGCAGGAGGUUGAGUUCCCCCUCCGCUCUCCAGGUGGGAUGCCCCGCUCGCCCAGUUUCCAGAGGGCCCAAAUGUCUCCUGUCCAAGAGUUCAUUUUCCCCAACCCACCUGACGGACUGAGCGACUACAGGACACAAUUCCAGGAGCGGCAGCCCCCCAUAAGACAGCAGCUCCCCCAGCUGUUCGGAGGGCCACACUACAGGCACGCACAGGAGGCAUUCGCCCUGCAGGAGUCCAUGCUGCUGUGAGAGCGAGUGAAGGAAGAAAAUGGAAAGAGAGAGAAAUGAAGAGACACUGAAAAACACUGAGGUGUAGUCACUGACACUGAGGCAAAGAUAAGCAGUAGCGCUACUGUUUAGUUUGUUGUUGUUUUUUUGUGCUUUACAUUUGAAGUACUGAUCUUCUAACCGUCAUACUGCGACGCCAAGUUGCAGGACACACCAGCCUCCGAUCUUUUUACUGAUCACGUUGAAUUAAAAAAAAAAAACUGACCGAAGAUGUUAUUUUAUUUUUGGAUGUGAAAUCAUUAAUAAUAGGUGAUGGUAUAUAUCUUGUAGAGUCUGAGAUGUACAAUGUACAGUAAAUAUUUUUUUGUUUUUGUCAAUAUACUGAGUUAUAGAAGCGUCAGUAGCAGGGGGACCUUCUCCUGGAGAGAAAUAACGCAGUGAUUUAUUUUCUUUGUCCAUCUUUACUUUAAAAAAAAAAAUAUAUAUAUAUAUAUAUAUAUAUGUUAGCUCGAAACAUUCCCAUGAGAAGGCUGGUCAUGCUUGUGAAGAUUUUUAUUUUUCGAACAUAAUCGAUGACGCGACGUCGGAUAACAGAGUGAGACAACGUCGGAAAGGUGCGUCGCCAUACGUUCUGACUUCCAUUUCAAAUUCGAGCGCCCCCGCUUGUAAAAGAUUACGUUUUGUUUGUUUCACGCUCCCUUUUUUUUUCCUACCCGGGGGUUUAUUUUUGCAUUGAGAUUAUUUUGUUAUUGCUGGGUUUCAGCGAUGUCUUUCAUUUCUGACCACGAUGUGCAAUGCAUUUCCCUCUCCCGUGUAAAGUACAUCACGGUUGUGUAUUUACGUGUGUGCAACUGAGGCCAGUGUAGUUUUAGCAGAGGCCCCGUCCUGUUUGGCUCAGGGAAUGAUAAGGUAUUCUGCAAGGGCUGAGAUUCGGAG